Artibeus jamaicensis (Jamaican fruit-eating bat) is the source of this 2786-nucleotide messenger RNA. Its product is annotated as KIAA2013 ortholog. The transcript has 3 exons. The record is from RefSeq and is a predicted model, not a curated record. Bases 198 to 2102 code for a protein of 634 amino acids. NCBI's taxonomy places the organism in Eukaryota, Metazoa, Chordata, Mammalia, Chiroptera, Phyllostomidae.
GGCGGCCCUUGACGGCCGGCGUCGUUCGACAGUCCCCGAAGAAGGAGGAGGAAGAGACAGUGGCGCCUACUGCGGCGGCUGCGACGCGGUCCGUAGUGGGUGCGGCGGUCCCGGUUGGACAGUGAGGCGCGGGCGGCCGGGCCGGUAGGCUGGGCGGCGGGCCCAGCGGCCGCCCCCACGCCGCGCCCGGCGGCCCGAUGUGGCUGCAGCAACGGCUUAAGGGGCUGCCGGGACUGCUGUCGAGCAGCUGGGCCCGCCGCCUUCUCUGCCUGCUUGGCAUCCUGCUGCUGCUUCUGUGGUUCGGGGGCUCCGGGGCGCGGCGAGCGGCGGGUGGCCUGCACCUGCUGUCCUGGGCCCGAGGCGAGGCGGGCGCCGCCGAGCCCUCUGCCUGCCUGGAGGCGGCCACCCGUGCCUGGCGCGGCCUGCGGGAGCGCGGCGAGGCUGUGCCGCUGGGUCCUGGGGUGCCAGCCCUGGUGGCCAACGGCUUCCUGGCCCUGGACGUGACUGCCAACCGGCUGUGGGUGACCCCUGGGGAGCGGGAGCCCGCCGUGGCGCCAGACUUCGUGCCCUUUGUGCAGCUGCGCCCGCUCAACGUGCUUUCUGAGGCUGGCGAGUCAGUGCUCCUGCUGCGUGAAGGGCUGCUGCGCCGGGUGCGCUGCUUGCAGCUCGGGACCCCAGGUUCCGGCGCUGCAGCGGCCGCCCCCGGGCCAGGCUUAGCCUCUGGCCUUGUCACGGGAUCCGGCCGCGACUGUGUGCUGCUGCAGGAGGACUUUCUGGCCCACCGGGGCCGACCCCACGUCUAUCUGCAGCGCAUCCAGCUCAACAACCCCACGGAACGCGUGGCCGCGUUGCAGACUCUGGGACCCACAGCUGCUCCGGUCCCCAAGACCUACACCAGUACCCUGGAGAAAGUUGGAGACCAUCAGUUCCUCCUCUAUUCGGGCCUGUCCCCGCCUUUUCCCACCGGGCUGGUGCACCUGGUGGUGGUGGCCGCCAAGAAACUAGUGGACCGGCUCCAAGUGGCUCCCAAGACGCAGCUGGAUGAGACGAUACUGUGGGUGGUGCAUGUCUCAGGCCCUGUCAACCCCCAGGUGCUCAAAAGCAAAGCAGCCAAGGAGCUCAAGGCGCUCCAGGACAUGGCACGGAAGGAAAUGCUGGAGCUCCUAGAGAUGCCCGCAGCUGAGCUGCUUCAGGGCCACCAGCGCCUCUGGGCCCAGCUCUUCAGCCCAGGUGUGGAAAUGAAGAAGAUCACAGAUGCCCACACUCCGUCUGGCCUGACCGUGAACCUGACCCUGUAUUACAUGAUGUCCUGCUCCCCAGCCCCACUGCUCAGCCCCAACCUGAGCCACCGGGAGCGAGAGCAGAUGGAGUCGACACUCAACUACGAAGAUCACUGCUUCAGCGGCCACGCCACCAUGCACGCCGAGAACCUCUGGCCCGGCCAGCUGUCCUCCGUCCAGCAGAUCCUGCAGCUCUCCGACCUGUGGAGGCUGACCCUGCAGAAGCGCGGCUGCAAGGGGCUGGUGAAGGCGGGCGCCCCAGGCAUCCUGCAGGGCAUGGUGCUCAGCUUCGGGGGGCUGCAGUUCACCGAGAACCACCUGCAGUUCCAGGCCGACCCCGACGUGCUGCACAACAGCUACGCCUUGCACGGCAUCCGCUACAAGAACGACCACAUCAACCUGGCCGUGCUGGCGGACACCGAGGGCAAGCCAUACCUGCACGUGUCCGUGGAGGCCCGCGGCCCGCCGGUCAAGAUCUACGCCUGUGAAGCAGGCUGCCUGGACGAGCCCGUGGAGCUCAGCUCCACGCCCCAGGGCCACACCUUCUCGGUCAUGGUGACGCAGCCCAUCACGCCGCUGCUCUACAUCUCCACCGACCUCACGCACCUGCAGGACCUGCGGCACACGCUGCACCUCAAGGCCAUCCUGGCCCACGACGAGCACAUGGCCCAGCAGGACCCCGGGCUGCCCUUCCUCUUCUGGUUCAGCGUGGCCUCCCUCAUCACCCUCUUCCACCUUUUCCUCUUCAAGCUCAUCUACAACGAGUACUGUGGGCCUGGGGCCAAGCCCCUCUUCAGGAGUAAGGAAGACCCCAGUGUCUGAGUGAGCUGGCAGUCCUGCUUGCAGCCACCGACUGCACAAGACGCCCAACACUGACCGUCCUGCUGCUACGAACAAGGGAUCCUUUGCAAGCACCCACCCUUUCGUGCCUUGUUGGGGACACCAGUGACGCAGAGGCGCGUGUGGAUGUUCAGGAGUUUACAUAGGGGAGGGGAGGGGAAGGGCCAGUAGAUUUUUUGUAAGCUUUCGACUCAAUAAAAUGAACCUAUAUGGAAAAUACUUGAAAUUGAACUCACUCCUUCCAUUUUUCCCCUUUCCUCUGGCCCAGGUACUAGACCUCUUGAAAAGACUCUUGUCUGGGAAAAAUUGUGGGUUUUUUCUCCUAAUUUAAUGUGUUCCUUCUCAACUGAAGUUUUAAUUUAUUGUGGAGAUUUUGCUGGACGGCCUUGGCAUCCACUUCAGACAGUGAAUCUUGGCGGUGAUUUCUGAUCUCGCUGCCCGGGGUAGCGUCUGGGGGCCGUGCUCAUGGCCUGCAUGUAUGGCGUGGGUCUCGGGUCAUCCUCAGGUUUGCACAUUGUCUCUUUCUUAUGAGCCUGUGGAGGUCUGUGAUUUUGUAUUUCUGAGCUUCAGGGGAAGUGUUUUAACUUUCUAGUGAUUGAUGAUUGUUGGGUUUUAAAAUACCAAAGCUUUCUUUUCUGUUUUUAAAUAAAUCUCUUUCAAACUUCA